CGGCCGCUUGGCCUCCAUUUUCUUUCUUCUUCUUCUUCUUCUUCUUCUUCACUUCUUCGGCUUCCGCCCACGAUGAGCUGCCGCGCCAUUGCCCCCCAUCGAUGGUGGAUGUCUGAAAGCAGGGGCUUUGGGGGCCCUUUGGGGACCCUCAAAGGCCAGAAGGCCUGGUGCCAGAUGUUUCUUCAGGUUGCAGCCAGCCAUCUACAGGCCUCCAAGGGGCUGCAAGAUGAGAAAAUGAGCAGGGUGGAGUUGACUAAUGUGUUGGAGGAAGCUGUUGUGCAGCGGGAAGGACCUCUCGUGACUUUGAACAAGCCCCAGGGCCUGGCAGUUAUAGGGAAAGCAGGGGACGUGACAGUGCAUUCAGUCCUGCCAGAGCUGAGCCAGCGCCUGGGGUUUGACCAGCCACUUGAAGUGGUCAAAGCUGCUGAGAAGGAGAGCUCUGGUCUUGUCCUCCUGUCUGGCUGUCCCAAGACUUCAGAGAACCUCAGGAGCUACUUCAUCUGGUCCCAGAGAGCCAAGAGACCUGCAGUUACAUACCGUGCCAUUACCGUUGGUAUUCCAAAUCCUUCUGAAGGUGAAGUCAAAACUGCACUAAAGCUGGAGCAAAAAUGGGGACAGAAGUGGUUGUUACCGGCGGAGGAUUCAUUGUGCCGGAAUCAAGACGACACUAAAACUACAAUGAGCUGGUACCGUGUGUUGGACUCCAAAAGGGACUGUGCCCUGGUACAGCUUCAACCACUGUCAGCGUUCAGUGGCCAGCUCCUGGUGCACAUGAUGCUGAAGCUAUGCCCGGUGCUGGGCGACCAUAAGUACUCUGCAUUUGUGGGCACCGCUUUGGGCCAACGUUUCCUAUUGUCACCGAACGUCAUGCCCCAGAAACAGCAUCAGGUGCUGGAUGAGCAUUUGCUCCACCGCCUCCACUUCACUCAGCAGCAGAUGUCACUCGUACCCCUCCACCUCCACCUCCACCAACUUCUCCUCCCAAAGAAAGGUUUAAAGCCCGGUCACAAUGUGCUCACGGCCCCUCCCCCGCCAUUCUUCGUGCAGACUCUGGAGCGGCUGCAGCUUAGGUUUUAAGAGCAUAAAAAAGGGACGAUGCCUAGUUUUUGUUUGGUUGGUUGUUUUUCUGCGGGGGGAGGGGACGCUCUCUGACGUAUCACCGGAUGAUCUGUGGGUCGGAAGAGGUGGCUGCCCUUCUGGGUAUCCAGCCUUAUCGUUUGACUGUACUCUUUUUGAGAGCAGGGACAGGUGACUUGCUGCUGUUGUAUUCAGUUUGUGCUCCCUCAAUAAAUCCCCUUGAGAGGUA
Tachyglossus aculeatus (Australian echidna) is the source of this 1306-nucleotide messenger RNA. It is a transcript of the gene RPUSD3, whose product is annotated as RNA pseudouridine synthase D3. The coding region runs from base 73 to 1077 and encodes 334 amino acids. NCBI's taxonomy places the organism in Eukaryota, Metazoa, Chordata, Mammalia, Monotremata, Tachyglossidae. The record is from RefSeq and is a predicted model, not a curated record. Gene Ontology annotation, molecular function: RNA binding; pseudouridine synthase activity. Gene Ontology annotation, biological process: pseudouridine synthesis. The transcript has 9 exons.